Molecule: messenger RNA, 585 nt
Organism: Cynoglossus semilaevis (tongue sole)
Lineage: Eukaryota; Metazoa; Chordata; Actinopteri; Pleuronectiformes; Cynoglossidae
Product: neurofascin-like
Exons: 3
Biological process (GO): homophilic cell-cell adhesion; axon guidance; dendrite self-avoidance
Cellular component (GO): plasma membrane; axon
Molecular function (GO): cell-cell adhesion mediator activity
Source: RefSeq, a predicted model, not a curated record
GCUUUGCCUCAACAUCUAGUCAAAUCGAAAGAGUUUCAGUACCUUCGACUAUAUUAGGUCUACAUCAUGUUCAACUAAACAGGCCCAGCCUGUACACACAACAUAGGACGAUAUCACAAAGAAUGAUGCUUUAGCAUGUGUGUCUAUAUACUUUCUUAAGAACACAGGACCACCCACAAUACAACUGGAAUAAAUGAACUGUAAAGAUGGAAGCACUGGCCAAACCAGCCCAGCUGAUGUUGCUGCUUCUGUGGCAAAGAGUAUGGGCUUUGGACAUCCCUCUGGAAAUCAGACAACCCCCAACCAUUUACAAACAGUCAAUGAAGGAGCAUAUUGUUGACCCCAAAGACACGAUGGUCAUAGAGUGUGAGGCCAAAGGAAACCCUCAUCCCAUUUUCUCGUGGAGGCGAAAUGGGAAGUAUUUCAACGUGGCGCGUGACUCUCAGGUAUCCAUGCGCAGGCACUCAGGGACGCUGGACAUCUCUGCUUGGAACAAUCCCGAACAAUAUGAAGCUGAUUAUCAGUGCAUUGCGUCCAAUGAGUAUGGCUCCGCGUACUCCAACAUCAUCAGAGUCCGCCUUUACA